UUACUUUCUGCAGCAAAAAGAAUCGCCGCACAACGGAGUAAUGAAGCUGUUGCUUGCGACCAUUUCAGGAUGUUGCCACAGCAAAAUAUAUUUUUUUACUUGAUUCUUAACCGUACAGAUUAAUUUCUGGAGCUUCAAAAGACGAUAAGAUGUAUUUUGAAAUGCCUGCUACUUGUUCGUGGAUCUCAGAGCAUAAAAAGAAAAGUGAGCAACGUGCCUGAGUUCUGCAGAGACCUUGGAGAUGAUUCCUUGAAGCCACAAGGAUGCCUGGCUGUUUUAAAAAGACUUUAUUUGCCUUGGCCUCUAUAGUAAGUUUUGCAUCUUUUAUCUUGAUUGUCGUUGCAAUGGGGACCCCAAAGUGGAUAACUGGAAAGAUCCUUUGCAAAACUGGAGCUGAAUUGGUCAAUGCAACAGAUCCGGAGCUGGUCAAGUUCAUUGGAGAAAUUUCCUAUGGGCUGUUUCGAGGCAGCAAAAUUCGCCAGUGUGGGUUGGGCGGGCGGCGUUCCAAGUUCACAAUUUUCCCACACAUGGUGAAAAAGCUGAAUACAGGCCUGCACGUGAUGAUUAUUCUGUUCCUCUGUGUGGCCAUUUUCUUUUCCUUGAUUAGUUUUGGAUUCUGCAUUCUUAACACAGUAAAAGUUCCUUACCGGGCUAUUAAAGGUCCAGCAGGAGUAUGUCUUUGGAACUUCCUUGCAGGUGGAUGUAUAGUACUUGCAGUCACCAGCUUUAUGGCUGCUGUGAAACUUCAUCACCUCACAGAAAGAAUUGCCAAUUUUCGGGAAAAUGGCUUUCAAUUUGUUAUCUUAGAAGAACAGUUUGAAGACUGUUUUUGGCUCUGUGUGGCAAGCGCCACAGCACAUGCAGUAAAUUUGCUGCUAAUAGCCAUUAGUGGGAUUAACUUCCCUGAAAUUAAGACUAAACCAGAAGAAGCAAAUGUUACAGCAGAAGAUAUCAUGUACUAA
Cuculus canorus (common cuckoo) is the source of this 962-nucleotide messenger RNA. RefSeq names its product clarin 2 (gene CLRN2). The transcript is spliced from 3 exons. Lineage: Eukaryota; Metazoa; Chordata; Aves; Cuculiformes; Cuculidae. The record is from RefSeq and is a predicted model, not a curated record. Bases 264 to 962 code for a protein of 232 amino acids.